Messenger RNA from Quercus lobata, 588 nucleotides. RefSeq lists its product as uncharacterized. The coding region runs from base 1 to 588 and encodes 195 amino acids. Lineage: Eukaryota; Viridiplantae; Streptophyta; Magnoliopsida; Fagales; Fagaceae. The transcript has a single exon. The record is from RefSeq and is a predicted model, not a curated record.
AUGUGUGAACAAGAAGAAGAAACAUUGGACCAUCUUUUCCUCAAAUGUCCUUUUGCUAGAGCUUUAUGGUUUGGCUCACCAAGGAACUUUCGUUCUGAUGCUAUCCCAUCUAUCCGGCAAUGGUUGAUAAACACUCUUGAGAAAUAUAAAGCAGGUAAUGGACAGGAAGAUAAUGUUCUUACAGAUUUUAGUGCCACUCUUUGGGUGAUUUGGAUUUAUAGAAAUAAGGUUAUGUUUGAAAAUGAAACUGUUGAUGUCCAACAAGCCAUCUUAAGCACCAGUUACUUCAUGAUAGAAUGGAGAAUAGAGUUAGAUGAAUAUAUCCAAACUGGUUCAACAACUACUGAAACUGCUGGAAACCAGUCUACAUGCCGAUCUCAGAAUUGGCAAGCAAUAAUUAUAGUUGAUAUAAAAAAGUGUUCGCGCGAAGCUAAUUGGAAUGGAGGUGCCUUUGUGAUCAAAAAUCGUUUAGGCCAGUCCAUUCGUAAAGGUUGUUAUUCCUGGCAUUCCAGCAAUGAUGAAACAACCUACUAUCCACAAUUAGAGAAGCUUUGUAUAAGGCAUGGAAACAAGGUUUCAGGGAGGUAA